ACGAUAAGAACGAGGAGGUUGACGGCGCGGCCUGCCUUUCAUCCACAUUUGGGUUUCGACAGGUCGGGCGACCAGAUUCCGAUCAAAAGAUUUAUGCUCCGGGUCUUGGAAUUUUAGUUUGAUCCUGCGAAGGGGAGGCGCGAGCUGGUCGAGGAGGGAUGGAUCAGAUCAUGGGGAAGGUGGGCGGAUACUGGUUCAGCCAGAAGGCCGGCAAGGAGAUGAACAGCGUCGGGGACGACAUCAAUUCAAUCUCUAGCAGCAUUGGGGAUGGAGCCAAAUGGAUGGUCAACAAAAUCAAAGGGAAGAUGCAGAAACCACUGCCUGAAUUUAUCAAGGAAUAUGACCUCCCAAUAGGCCUGUUCCCCCAGGACGCGACCAACUACGAGUUCAACGAAGAGACGAAGAAGCUAACUGUGUACAUCGCAUCAGCCUGCGAGGUUGGCUACAAGGACUCGUCGGUCUUGCGGUUCUCCACCUGCGUGACCGGCUACCUCGAGAAGGGUAAGCUCUCAGACAUUGAUGGCUUGAAGACCAAGAUCCUGAUCUGGACCAAGGUGACGGCAGUCAGGACUGAGGCCACCAAGGUACACUUUGCUGCUGGCAUGAACAAGACCAGGAAUCGGGACGCUUACGAGGUUGUCAGGGAUGGUGUUGGCAUAGACAAGUUUUAGAUUUUAUUGCUAUGAUGCAUCGGCAUAGACAAGAGAAGGGAAGUUCUGUUUUCCUUUCAAAUUUGCUGGUCCGCUUUUUUAUUUUUUUGUUCAACAGACAAAUGUAAACUAAAUCAUUUAGACUUGUAGGAGUUCAGAUGAAAUAUAUUGCCAAUCAGCAAUUUUCCUCA
Molecule: messenger RNA, 841 nt
Organism: Phragmites australis (common reed)
Lineage: Eukaryota; Viridiplantae; Streptophyta; Magnoliopsida; Poales; Poaceae
Exons: 3
Coding region: 159-671 (170 amino acids)
Source: RefSeq, a predicted model, not a curated record